AUGAGUGACAGUGGUUAUACAUUAAUCUAUGAGCCUAAUACGGCUACGAAAGUAUCUGUCAAUGAAUUUAAAAAUUUGUUGGAAAAGGGUAAAGAUGAUGUGAAAGUAGAUACCAUGAAGAAGAUUUUGAUUACCAUAUUAAAUGGAGACCCCUUACCUGACUUGUUGAUGCAUAUAAUCAGAUUUGUCAUGCCUUCCAGAAAUAAAGAAUUGAAAAAGUUGUUGUAUCAUUAUUGGGAGGUUUGUCCAAAAAUGGAUGAAUCAGGUAAAAUGAGACAUGAAAUGAUUCUUGUGUGUAAUGCCAUCCAACGUGAUUUACAGCAUCCAAAUGAAUAUAUUCGAGGCAAUACUUUGAGAUAUUUGACGAAAUUGAAAGAGCCAGAAUUAUUGGAAACUUUAGUUCCUAAUGUCCGUCAAUGUUUAGAACACCGUCAUGCCUAUGUCAGAAAAAAUGCUGUUUUCGCAUUAUGGUCUAUUCAUAAAGUCAGUGAUCAUUUAGCUCCUGAUGCUGACGAGUUAAUUUACAGAUUUUUGUAUGAGGAAAACGAUUCUGUUUGUAAAAGAAAUGCUUUUGUUUGUCUUGGAGACUUGAAUAGAGAAGCUGCUUUGCAAUAUAUUCAGGAUAAUAUUUCAGUUAUUGAGACUUUGGAUCCAUUGAUACAAUUGGCUUUUAUUGAGUUUAUCAAAAAGGACUCUAUUCAAAAUCCAGCUUUAAAGCAACAAUAUGCCCAAUUAAUGACAGAAAUUAUUGAAAGCUCUUCAAAUGUUGUUAUGUAUGAAGCUGCUAACACGUUGACUGUUUUGACUUCAAACCCACAAUCAAUUUUGUUGGCAGGAAACAAGUUUGUUGAAUUGGCUACUAGAGAGUCUGAUAAUAACGUUAAAAUUAUCACUUUAGAGAGAAUAAAUCAAUUACACAAGCAACAUCCUGGUGUGUUACAAGACUUGUCAUUAGAAAUUUUACGAGUUUUAUCUUCCCAAGAUUUGGAUGUUAAAAAGAAAGCUCUUGAUGUUACUUUACAAUUUAUCACCACCAGAAAUGUUGAAGAUGUUGUUAAGUUAUUGAAGAAAGAAUUGCAGUCUACAGCUUUAUCCAAUGAUGACAAGAAUGCAGAUUAUAGACAGUUGUUAAUUAAUGCCAUCCAUCAAUUGGCUAUUAAAUUUGUGGAGGUUGCUGCCAAUGUCAUUGAUUUAUUGUUGGAUUCUAUAGCCGAUUUGAAUACCACUGCCGCCUACGAGGUUAUCACAUUUGUUAAAGAAGUUGUUGAGAAAUUCCCAGAUUUAAGGGACGCUAUUUUGAGAAGAUUGAUUUUGGCUUUGCCACAUGUGAAAAGUGGUAAAGUUUUCCGUGGUGCAUUAUGGGUUAUUGGUGAGUAUGCCUUAGAGGAAUCAUUAAUACAAGAAUCUUGGAAAUAUAUUAGAGGAAGUAUUGGUGAAGUACCAAUUAUUGCUAGUGAAUUGAAACUGAAAAAGCGUGAUGAUACUGAGGAAUCACAAGAGGAAGAAACCGAGUAUGAUGGUAAACCUCGCAGAAAGGGUCCAGUUGUAUUGCCAGAUGGUACCUACGCUACUGAGUCAGCAUUGACAAGCGAAACAACUGACUCUUUGGAAAGUGACAGCAAGACUCCUAUCAGAAAGCAAAUUCUUGCUGGUGAUUUCUACUUAGGUGCUGUAUUAGCAUCAACUUUGGUGAAAUUGAUUCUCCGAUUGCAAAGUUUGAAACAAACUCAAGAAAAAAUUUUGAACGGAUUAAAAGCAGAAGCAUUGUUGAUUAUGGUUUCGAUUUUAAGAGUUGGGGAAUCUAGCUUGGUUUCUAAGAAAAUUGAUGAGGAUUCUGCUGACAGAAUUUUGUCUUACAUCAAGAUUUUGAACGAUGAAGAAGACCUUCAGGAAAUCAAGACAAGCUUCCUUGAAGAUACUAAAGAUGCAUUUAAAGCACAAAUUAAUAAUGCUGAAUUGAAGAAAGCAGAAGCAUUGGCUAAGGAUUUGCAUGAUAACGCUGAACAAAUUGACGAUGCAAUUGUUUUUAGACAGUUGGAUAAAGAUAACAAAAAGAGUAAAGCUUCUGUGGAUGAUGUUGCUGCUGCGUCAGGAAGCAAUGAAUUAAAGAAAGAAAAUUUGUCGUCGAGAUUGAACAAAAUUAUACAAUUGACUGGGUUUUCCGAUCCUAUUUACGCAGAGGCAUUUGUCAAAGUUCAUCAAUACGAUGUUGUGUUAGAUGUCUUGCUAGUGAAUCAAACCACAACUACUUUAAGAAACUUAUCAGUUGAAUUUGCUACAUUGGGUGAUUUGAAAGUGGUUGAUAAACCAACUACCGCAAAUAUUGGACCUCAUGGUUUCUACAAAGUUCAAACAACUAUUAAAGUUACUUCGGCUGAUACUGGUGUCAUCUUUGGUAACAUAGUGUAUGACGGUCAACACUCGGACGAUUCACGUAUAGUUAUUUUGAAUGACGUUCACGUUGACAUUAUGGAUUACAUUAAGCCAGCCACUUGUUCAGAAAGUCAAUUCCGUAAAAUGUGGAACGAAUUUGAAUGGGAAAAUAAGAUAACCAUUAAAUCACCUAUUGAAACAUUGAAAGAGUACUUGGAUGAAUUAAUGAAGGGUACAAAUAUGCAAUGCUUGACACCGGGUGCGGUAAUUGGAGAAGAAUGUCAAUUUUUAUCAGCAAACUUGUACUCAAGGUCAAGCUUUGGUGAAGAUGCAUUGGCUAAUUUAUGUAUAGAGAAACAGAGUGAUGGACCAAUAAUUGGUCAUGUCAGAAUAAGAUCAAAAGGUCAAGGUUUGGCUUUGUCAUUGGGUGAUAGAGUAGCUUCCAUUUCAAGAAAAGGUAAGAAGGCAACUAUUGCUCGUGUUUAA
Molecule: messenger RNA, 2859 nt
Organism: Candida albicans SC5314
Lineage: Eukaryota; Fungi; Ascomycota; Pichiomycetes; Serinales; Debaryomycetaceae
Gene: SEC26
Product: coatomer subunit beta
Exons: 1
Coding region: 1-2859 (952 amino acids)
Biological process (GO): intra-Golgi vesicle-mediated transport; endoplasmic reticulum to Golgi vesicle-mediated transport; intracellular protein transport
Cellular component (GO): COPI vesicle coat; cytoplasm
Molecular function (GO): structural molecule activity
Source: RefSeq, a predicted model, not a curated record